AUGUUUCUCACUUUCGAGUCCUCUCAAAAGAGUGACAAAAGCCCGCGUAAUCCUAAGCACUCGAAGAAGAACUCGCGGGCGAGUCGUCGAGGCUCUCAGCCACGAGCCUGUGCAUCUUGUCGUCAUCGGAAAAUCAAAUGCGAUGGCCAAAAACCAUGCGAGGCCUGCCGAUGGUAUAGAAAGCCUGAACAAUGUUCAUAUCCAGACCGUCAAGAGUCUCAGAGCUCUCCAAGGUACAUCGCGCGCCGAUCUUCACAGAGCCCGAAUAAGCCUGUUUGGACAUGGACUCACUCGAAUACUCAGUCAGACAAGGCAACAGCGGCUUCAAGCGACUACCGAAGCACGUUGGCGAGGCUCUUUCCUGACAAAUCUCCAGAAAGGAUCGCGCACAUGUCUAGAGAAGAGCUUCUGGCUCUAAUGUCUUUUGAUAUGUCCCAGUACUCACAGCCUCAAGACUCUCCCGCUAACAAUCCGUCAGUGGGGACCAAAGCAUCGACAAUAUCAAUGGAGCGACCUGACCUGGAGUCUCUGCAUUCCAUCCCCGGAGAAGCAUUAGAAGAAAGUCAGAGCUCCGGUACUUCGGACUCACUAGGUCACAUUUCAGACGACGUCAAUGCUUUGUCAUUGACAACCCGCAACCCAACUUCUUACCUUGGAGUAUCUUCUAUCCAGGCCGCAUUAAAGGUCAUUGCCUGGCUACAUCCAGAGUUUGAAGCCUAUUUCUCACUACCUUCAAACAAGGAAAACGAUCAGCAAAGCGAAGUGCCACCGCAACCUCUAGCUCCACCUGUAUCCUGUCCAGCGCCAACCGAGAUAGACAUGCUGAAUGCGUACUUUACCGACUUUCACCCGUUUGCACCACUGAUAGACGAAGAAAACUUUCGCCAGACUUAUGUGAAUGGCCAAAGGAGAGAUAAUCGCUGGCUCUCGCUGCUGAAUAUCGUGCUGGCGUUGGGGAAUAUCGCGGCGUCUGGUUCAGGCGCGGACAAUCAGAUGCACCACACAUAUUUCCAGCGUGCAAUGAACCAGUUGAAUUUGAGCUCCUUGGGGACACCAAGUCUGGAAGUGACGCAGGCUCUGGGACUCAUGGGCGGCUGGUACUGUCACUAUAUCAGCCAGCCAAAUCUGGGAUAUUCUUUAAUGGGGGCGGCCCUGCGCAUGGCGAUGACUUUGGGUCUACAGCGGGAGCCAUAUGACAAUCAGCUGUCCGUCAACCCGUCCAAGUCAUUUGCGCAAGAAGGAAAGCGUCGCGUCUGGUGGUCACUCUGUUGCUUGGAGAUCUGGGGCCUGGAGACACUCGGCCGUCCGAGCAUGGACUGUUUCGGCCCUGGGAUCACGGUCAACCUUCCAAACCUCCUCGACAAGGAAAAUUACACCAAAAUCCUGGCCUUGACGGAAAAUGUCCAAUUUGUGCGCAUCGCAACGAAAAUACACGCCUUGCUUGCAUCACUGCCCACCAUCAAAUAUGCCGAAAUCUUCGACAUUGACUCACAGCUGGUGCAAUGGUGGAAUAACCUGCCACCUAUUCUCAAGGACUACGAGCCAUGUCCCAAGAACAUCUACACGGUGCGUACCGUCAUGCGAUGGCGAUUCUUCAAUCAACGCAUGCUUCUAUACCGACCGACACUUCUCAACUACGCGAUUCGCAGAAUCCCCUUCAUGGCCAUCCGCGCCGAAGAGCGCGCUGCCAUCGAAAGAUGUCACGAGAUUGCAAAAUCCUGCAUCCAUGAUAUUUCCAUUACUUCUCCGAUGAACAACAUGAUCGGCUGGAACGCCGUUUGGUUGCUUUUCCAGGCCACCAUGGUUCCGCUCGUAUGCCUUUCUCUGAAUUCCGCACACGAGGUCUCUCCAGGCCUGGCCGAGGACUGCAAGGCACAAGUCGAGACGGCCAUUCUCACACUUGACCGACUGAAACUAUACGGACAUACGGCCAAGCGAUCGCGAGAGGUCAUCUCGCGCAUCCUCGAAGCCAACCUGCAAACUCCGGGCGGGGAGGUCUUUGAUGCAAGCGCAAGCCAGAUUGGUGCGCAAGACAUUCCCUUUAUGAAUUCCUUGAGUAAUCCUCCCGGCGUGGGCCCUGAAUCGGUGGCUGAUCGCAUGAACGCUGGGAUCGGGAAUGGUUGGUCCGAGUCGAUGUGGGAAUAUCUGGGGUGGGAGUCUGGAGAACUUUGGCCGGAUAUUUCAAGACUGAACGCGCAGACUGAGGGUAUGCCUUUCUUGGAUCCUGGCGAUACUGCGAUGUAA
Molecule: messenger RNA, 2244 nt
Organism: Penicillium diatomitis
Lineage: Eukaryota; Fungi; Ascomycota; Eurotiomycetes; Eurotiales; Aspergillaceae
Exons: 3
Coding region: 1-2244 (747 amino acids)
Biological process (GO): DNA-templated transcription; positive regulation of transcription from RNA polymerase II promoter by galactose
Cellular component (GO): nucleus
Molecular function (GO): zinc ion binding; DNA-binding transcription factor activity, RNA polymerase II-specific; RNA polymerase II cis-regulatory region sequence-specific DNA binding
Source: RefSeq, a predicted model, not a curated record